Molecule: messenger RNA, 1993 nt
Organism: Capra hircus (goat)
Lineage: Eukaryota; Metazoa; Chordata; Mammalia; Artiodactyla; Bovidae
Product: UDP-glucuronosyltransferase 2C1
Exons: 6
Coding region: 140-1729 (529 amino acids)
Molecular function (GO): UDP-glycosyltransferase activity
Source: RefSeq, a predicted model, not a curated record
AUUUUAAUCCAUAAUACAAAGUACACACUUCAAAGUUCGGCUCAACCUACUAUAAACUCAUUGGAAUUGUUAAGGAGAAAUCUUUGAAUUGUGAGUUUCAUGCAUUUGGUUUAAGAUUUAAUUCAAGCAGGAGUUAAGCAUGAAGACUGUGCAAGGCUUCUGCAUCCUUUUCGUGCUGCAGCUAUGUCUCCUUGACUCUGGGAGGACGGGCAAAGUUCUUGUAUGGCCUAUGGAUUUUAGUCACUGGAUUAAUUUACAGGUUAUUCUAGAAGAGCUUCACCUUCGUGGGCAUGAGAUAACUCUCCUGGUACCGUCACAAAGUCCUGUGAUUGAUCGUACGAAGAUUCCCUAUCAUGUGGAGAUCCUCCAGGUUUCAGUGACUAAAGAAAUUUUCAUAGAAGAGCUCAGUACCAUGCUCUAUGAAGAAAUUUUUGAACUGCCAAAACUCUCAUGGUGGGAAGUGCAAAUAAAACUGGCAAACCUGGACAAAAAAUUUUUAUUAACAAGCAAAAGAGUGUGUGACAGUGCUAUCACAAACAAGGAGUUACUCGGCAGGCUACAGGCAGCCAAGUUUGAUGUCUGUAUUGCCGACCCUUUAAGUUUUUGUGGGGAACUUGUGUCUGAACUCCUGAAUAUUCCAUUUAUAUACACUUUUCGGUUUUUCUCUGGGAAUGUCAUUGAAAGACUGUGUGCUGGGCUUCCUAUGCCUCCUUCAUAUGUUCCUGGUGUCACAUCAAGACUGACAGACAAGAUGACUUUUAUACGGAGGCUGGAGAACUGGUUACUGUAUACAGUGAGUGAUAUAAUAUAUUCAUAUUAUGUAUUUCCAGAAUGGGAUGAAUAUUACAGCAAGGUUUUAGGAAAACCCACCACACUAUGUGAGACUAUGGGGAAAGCUGACAUGUGGUUGUUUCGAAGUUACUGGGAUUUUGAAUUUCCUCAACCUUACUUGCCUAAUACUGAAUUUGUCGGAGGACUGCACUGCAAGCCUGCAAAGCCCCUACCUAAGGAGCUCGAAGAGUUUGUUCAAAGCUCUGGAGAAGAUGGAGUUGUGGUGUUUACUCUGGGGUCAAUGAUCAAAAACCUCUCAGAAGAAAAGUCUAAUAUGAUUGCAUCAGCCCUUGCCCAGAUUCCACAGAAGGUUCUGUGGAGAUACACAGGAAAGAAACCAGAAACACUAGGAGCCAAUACCCGGCUAUAUGAAUGGAUUCCACAGAAUGAUCUUCUUGGUCAUCCCAGAACCAGAGCUUUUAUCACUCACUGUGGAACCAACGGGAUCUAUGAAGCUAUUUACCAUGGGGUCCCUAUGGUUGGAAUUCCUUUGUUUGGUGACCAGCAUGAUAAUGUUGCUCGUAUGAAAGCCAAAGGAGCAGCUGUUGCAGUAGACUUGCAAAGACUGACAAGUGCAGAUCUACUUAAUGCAUUGAAAGCAGUUAUUAACAACCCUUCCUAUAAGGACAAUGCUAUGAAGUUAUCAAGGAUUCACCAUGAUCAACCUGUAAAACCCCUGGACCGAGCAGUCUUCUGGGUUGAGUUUGUCAUGCGCCACAAAGGAGCCAAGCACCUUCGACCAGCCUUCCAUGACCUCACCUGGUUCCAGCACCACUCUUUGGAUGUGAUUGGCUUCCUGCUAGCUUGUGCGGCACCUGUUGUAUUCCUGGUCACUAAAUGUUGCCUGUUUUGUUACUGGAAGUUUGGUAAGACUGCAAAGAAGACAAAGAGAGAGUAGUCUUUCUCUGCCUUUUUUUUUUUUUUUUUUUUUUAACAGUUGAACUAGAAACCUUGACAGAGUCCAUCUGAAUAAUCCAGCCACUGAUCUGAAAAGAUUUCUCUCCUGUUUUUCUGGGUUCUUUUCUAUUCUUCAACUUAUCAUGUCAAAUAUCAAAGACUCACUCCAAAAAUAUGCCACAUGAUUCAGAAUUAAGGUUUGAAAUAAUCUAUUCUUUACAAAGAUAUGACAGAUGAAUAAACAUGUGGAAAUUGUUACCAUUGA